Molecule: messenger RNA, 1467 nt
Organism: Lachancea meyersii CBS 8951
Lineage: Eukaryota; Fungi; Ascomycota; Saccharomycetes; Saccharomycetales; Saccharomycetaceae
Source: the annotation of a GenBank genome assembly
AUGACUACCACUACAGAACUUCAUCCUCUCACGAGGACGCUUACAGACAUGUUGGACGACGAAUUGAUGCACAUGUCUGCCAAUAUGGGUCAAGACACAAUCAACACGCCGAAAUCGUGGAAAAACCGGUCGUUGGAAGAUCUAAUGGUCGCUCCAGACCAUGCAAGCACUUCUUUAUACGAGACCGAAGAACGGAAACAGUCCAUGUUCAGCAAGUACGCCGACCCAUCGCUGACAACGAUGUCUUUCCAAAAGCCCAGUUCGCAUUCCAGAAAUGUCCCGGGGCCUCCUUCGUCGCUGACGCCGGUGCAGGCAACCGUGUCGCUCAACAAAGUCAUGAACAUCAACCCAUUCGUAGCUCGUCUACCCAGUGCUACGACGCCGGAAGUUCGAAUCUCGUCGCCCGCCCUUUUUCAGGGCGAAGACGAAGAUAUGAUGAUGAACACCGGCCCCGAUAGCUUCCCUCCAGAUCUGUACGACGACUACAGCGGGCAUCAGAAAAUGUUCAGUUGGCCUCUGCAGGAUUCUGCUACACUGUCUCAAGAUGCCAUGUUUCUAUUUGAUCGUGAGUUUGGCAACGACCUCAGCGACGAAGAAGAAGACGAUGACGACGAAUGCGAGUACAAUUGCAAUGACAGAGACUGCACACAUAUACAUCACCCAGCGCCACCUUUACAAGAUGACAGCAUAGAUUCGUACCCUCAAACGGAAAAUCCUGAAGACGAUUCUCUCAUAUUUGAUAGAAGCAGGCCCGGUGCCAAGUUUGUCGACGAUCAUCCAAACGACAAGGUCAUCAUCGAAGAUGAUGAUGACGAGGAUGAAGACGCAGUGGUGCUUUCCGAAAGCAGUGGAGCGCGCGGAGGAAAUAUGGUUAAAGGUUUGUUAUACGACCACAGAAGAAGUAGUAUGGUUUGUCUAGAUGAUCAAUUCAACAGCGCCCCGUCUAGUGCUCAUAUAUCACGCGAACCUUCUCUACCUGCAGAUCCAGCACAUUUAUCCAGCUCCUCAUUCAACAUCAGCAGUCCCGUUUCUUUGUCUUCACUCCCGGCCAUCGGUAGGAAGAAGAAAUACCCAGGUAGACGGAAAUCCUGCACGGCGGCAUCUUCGACUCCAACUUUGAAGAAGAAAGCAUCACCACUAACAGCUCCGAGCAGUGCUUCCGCAGGUAAUUCAAACGAAGUUCAUACAUGCGAGCUUAUAAAUCCCAUAACAAAUGAAGUAUGUGGCAAGAAGUUCUCAAGACCGUACGAUCUCAUCCGACAUCAAAAGACUAUUCACGCUAGUAAGAAAAAGGUUUUUCGCUGCGUUAUAUGCAUACAGCAGCAAGGAGCUGAGGGUUAUGAGAAAACAUUCUCUCGUGGUGAUGCGUUGAGCCGACAUAUCAAGGUCAAACAUGACCUGACGGGGGCAGAGGCCCAAAAGGCUAUGCAAUUCGCUAAGGAGAACGUGGAAUACGCACACGGCUAG